UUGGCGCGCGUCGGCCUUGCGUCAUCAGCCUGCGCCGCGGAAGCCGCGUCCCUGUCGGAAAGAUGAGCGGGGCGGCGGCGGCGGCGGCUCGCUCCCUGCGGCAGCUUCGCAUGGGGCCCUGGAGGCCCUUGUCAGCGUCUGGAGGGACACUCGGCGCCAGGGCGCGCAGCUCAGGCAUGACCCUGGACAGCGUCAACCGGGCCACCGUGGACCGAAUCAUCCGGGUGGACCACGCGGGCGAAUACGGAGCCAACCGCAUCUACGCGGGGCAGAUGGCCGUCCUGGGCCGCAGCAGCGUGGGGCCGCUCAUCCAGAGGAUGUGGGACCAGGAGAAGGAGCACCUGCAGAAGUUCAGCGAGCUGAUGGUGGCGCUGCGCGUCCGGCCGACGGCGCUGAUGCCCCUGUGGAACGUGCUGGGCUUUGCCCUGGGCGCGGGCACGGCCCUGCUGGGCAAGGAGGGGGCCAUGGCCUGCACCGUGGCCGUGGAGGACUCCAUCGCGCGCCACUACAACAACCAGAUCCGGACGCUGAUGGAGGAGGACCCCGAGAAGUACCAGGAGCUGCUGCAGGUGAUCAAGAAGUUCCGGGACGAAGAGCUGGAGCAUCACGACAUCGGCCUGGACCACGACGCCGAGCUGGCGCCCGCGUACAGUGCUCUGAAGCGGGUCAUCCAGGCGGGCUGCAGCGCGGCCAUCUACCUGUCCGAAAGGCUGUAGGGUCUCUGGCUGCGGAGGCUGGUAAUAAACCCUGAGGGUUUUCA
Sorex araneus (European shrew) is the source of this 760-nucleotide messenger RNA. RefSeq names its product coenzyme Q7, hydroxylase (gene COQ7). Bases 63 to 716 code for a protein of 217 amino acids. NCBI's taxonomy places the organism in Eukaryota, Metazoa, Chordata, Mammalia, Eulipotyphla, Soricidae. The record is from RefSeq and is a predicted model, not a curated record. Gene Ontology annotation, molecular function: 3-demethoxyubiquinol 3-hydroxylase activity. The transcript has 6 exons. Gene Ontology annotation, cellular component: mitochondrial inner membrane; nucleus. Gene Ontology annotation, biological process: regulation of reactive oxygen species metabolic process; ubiquinone biosynthetic process; regulation of gene expression.